GCUCAACAGCUCAAAGCUGCAGUCUACGACCAGACGACCAGCUUUCAACAGUUACAUGUAGUUGCUUCGUGUGCUUCCGCCAGCUCGUUAGACCCAGCUUCUGCAUUCCAAGAGGAGAAUCUCUCGUCGCCAUCACAAUAAAGCUAUCAAGGCGAUCGAGCCCAGGAACACAACGAACCAAAGAUGAUGAGCUGCAUCCAACUAGUGCCUGAUAUUAGCUUGCCUGAUCACCAUUCACCUUAUGAUGAUGAGGUCAAGAACUCCUUGGAUAAUCGUGUCCGUGAGAGAUUGCAAGAGAACGCCAAGAGGCAAUUGGUUGGUUUGGCCGAAAAUGAUGACAACAACAACAAGCACGAAGAAGAAGGAGAGCUGCAGCUGGACGAUAUCAUGUGCAGUAGUCAACCGGAUCUGUUGGCCGCCAGCGACAUGAGCGUCAGUUCCAUGGAUAUGUCCAUGAAUGAUUCCAGCCGAGUCUCCCUUUCCUCCAGUGGAAGGAGUCUUUUAUCGCGAAGAGCCAGAAAGAAGAAGAAAAAGUACCUCAAGCUCUUGGGAGGCAGUUCUUCCAAGAAGACUCUUUUGGGUGCUUCUCAGCACGACAUUGAAGGUGACAGAGAGCCCUUGCGAGAUGACAGCUUCCAAACAGCUCGCACCAGUGACACCAGCAGUGCUGACAGGGGUCCUGAACCUUCUAUGAAAAGUCAGGUCGAGAUUGAGAAAGAACACAACAAGCCAGAGAUUCCUGAGAAAGACGAACCAGCAGCAAAACAGACUCAUGUACAACUGCCACAGGAAGAGCCGGCACCCAAAGCACAAAAGCGCGUCAACGCGUCCAAGAGUGGAAGCCACAAGGAAACAGAAGGGGCCAGGUCGAAGCAGUUGCUAGACGUCUUGGCAAACAUUGGACAGCCAGCGUUCGAAACAGCAGAGAAAACAACCACUGAAAAGAGUGGAUGUGAGAAAGAUCAUCCCACACCACCAGCAGAACAGACUCCUGUACAACCGCAAAAGGAAGAUCCAGCACCCAAAGCGCGAAACCACGUCAACGCGUCCAAGAACGAAAACCACAAGGAAACUGAAGGUGCCAGGUCUAAGCAGUUGCUAGACGUCUUGGCAAACAUUGGACAGCCAGUGAUCGAAACAGAAGAGAAAACAACCACUCAUAAGAGUGGACGGGCCAAGGUUCGGCGUGCUGUAUCGAAUCUGGGCGAGAAGCUGGGUGGGGCCGACUUGUUGGACUCGUCGUCGUCUCAAGCAUUGUCACCCAUGUCCAGAAGUUCCUCCGCCUCCCCGUCGCGGUCGGAGCGUCGGCAGAAGAUCCGAAAGACGUUUACGACUUUGGGAGGCUCUGCUGGAUCCAGCAUGUCUCCGGCUCGAAUUCCUCGCCGUCGCAACGUUCCCAAGCUUCCCAAUGCCGCAGUGGCAUCGCGCUUGCAUGGGACACGGAUGGCGGCAGUGGCGGCAGCGGCAGGUGUGCAAUUGAACAAACCGGAUCCUGCAGCCAGUGGCGACGAUGAUGAACCAGCACCUCGCGCUAGCACCGGGUCGAUGCGUCGCACUAACAAGCCCAAACCAAUGCCACGACGUACCAGGUCACUCGAUGCUGAGGACGAGGAACCACGGGCCAGCACCGGGUCCAGUAGUGCCGGCGGCAGCAAACCACGAACACUGCCACGACGAUCAAAGUCCGGGAGCAGUGGCCAUGCUGUCACAAAGUCCAAUGAUCUCCACAAGAAGGAAGCCAACAAGUCUAUGGCUUCUACUCCGCUUGCUGCCUUUUUUAGUGACCUUGCGAAUAGUACCGACUUCAGCGCUCUCCGGGAUAAGCUCACACCCCAAACACUCCCUCCCCGUUCCAAGUCCCAAACCAGUGAUGACGGGGAACCAGCUCCUCGUGCCAGCACAGGGUCCGCUGGCAACAGUAGCAAAGUCACUCCCCAGGCACUCCCACGGCGUGUCAAGUCUCUGGGAGCGAGCAGUUUGGCGGCUGAUGCAGCAUUGGCUACUGACAAGCAAAGCGGUGGCAGGGUGCGCCCGUCCUUCCCAACAAACUCGUCACGAAGAGGCUCUCUUGGAUCCAAAAAGGUGGGUAAGCUUGCACCCCAAACACUCCCACCACAUUCCAAGUUGCAAACUGGGGACAAUGAGGAACCAGCUCCUGGCGCCAGCACAGGGUCCACUGGCAGCAGUAGCAAAUUCACUCCCCAGGCACUCCCACGGCGUGUCAAGUCUCUGGGGGCGAGUUGUUUGGCGGAUGAUGCAGCAUUGGCCAGUGGCAGGGCGCGACCGUCGCUCCCAACAAACGCACGAAACAGCUCACUUGGAUCCAAAAAGGUGGAUAAGCUCACACCCCAAACACUCCCACCACAUUCCAAGUCCCAAACUAGUUCUGCUGAGGAACCAGCUCCUCGUGCCAGCACAGGGUCCAUGGGCGGAAGUAGCAAAUUCACUCCCCAGGCACUGCCCCGACGUGUCAAAUCUCUGGGGGUGAGCGGUUUGGCGGCUGAUGCAGCCCUUGCCACCAGUAGCAGACAGCGUCCAUCGUUCCCAACAAACCCCCAACGAAGCAGCUCGCUUGGAUCCAAAAAGGUGUUUGCACAACACAGACCGUCGAUUCCUGGUUUCCGCACACCACGACCACCGCCACGCAAUUCAUUGCCUCCUGCUCCCGAACAAAAGGAGACAUCAGGAGUGAGUCGAAGGCCACGUGCGGCACCGCGCAAUGCACUCCCCCCUGCUCGGGAGCAGCAGCAGAAGCGGGCACCGGAAGAUAGUCGAAGACCACGCGCACCACCCCGAAGCAGUCUGCCUCCUGCUCCCGAGCAGCAACCUGAAGCUAGUCAAAGACCACGUGCACCCCCCAGAAACAAUCUGCCUCCUGCUUCUCACUCUCAUCGCAGUGACGGUGCCGGCAAGCGGUCGGCAUCGGUAGACGAUUCUGAAAGAUACUUGUCAUCCAAGCCCCCCGGAAGCAAUCGUACCCGCCAUCACAAUCACCACGCAGGAUCCCAGUUACCUCCUAAGUCCAAGUCGGAAUCGGCGACUAGUGCCAAGAGAGAAGCAGCUGCCUCUUUCGAUUGGAAAAAGUUUGCUGAAGGAUCGUGCGGCAGUGGCAAAGGCGUCAACCAUUCAUACCAAAUUUCAUAAUUCAUAAACCAGAAUAUUAGAAGCGUAAGGUACCGGUAUUG
Messenger RNA from Seminavis robusta, 3185 nucleotides. Lineage: Eukaryota; Bacillariophyta; Bacillariophyceae; Naviculales; Naviculaceae. The record is from the annotation of a GenBank genome assembly.